GUAUGCACUUGAGAUCUACGCCAGAAUGCUGCCCGCCUGGCUGAACGCGGAGUAUAUUCAAACCCAGCUGAGAGCCCACACCAAGAAUGUUCAGCUGCGAGUCCUUAAGCUUUGGGGCAAGCCCGCCACUGGCAAGGGGGAGAACUUUAUUGGCACUGUGACUCGCAUCCACGUGGACUACGACAGUGGCGGCAGUGGAGCGGCGCAGCACCAGUCAUACAUCCUCAAGCAGCCCAGCUCAGUGGACGCGCCCCAGGCAAGCAUUUUCUUCGAGUACGAUGUGUACGCACGGGAAAUGGACAUGUACGACUUUGUGCUGCCCAGAAUGGCCGAGCUGCUGCGAGGGAUUGGAAUCAAGGAGAAGCUAACCGCAGACUGUGUGGCUGUGGACAGGCAACACUCCGUUCUGAUACUCGAGGACUUGGCGCCUCUCAAGUAUGCCAAUGCUGACCGGUUGAAGCAAUUGGACACGGCUCAUGCCAAGCUGGUGCUGGAGCUGCAGGCAAAGUUCCAUGCCGCAGCCGUGAUACUCAGAGAGCGACAUCCCGAGCUGCUGGCAAAGAAUUUCUCCACGCAUUUCUUCUGCCGAGAGAAGCAGGGAUACGGAGAGAUCUUCACCAGUUUGUUUGAGUCUUUCAUGGGGUAUGUCAAGACCCAACCCAAGCUGAAUGAUCGCUACGGUGCCAAGUUGGAGCUGGUCCUGUCCAAUUUGAUGGAGUACGCAGCUCGAACUGUCGAUGUUGCCCCGGAGGACUUUCAGACGUUGGUUCACGGCGACUGUUGGACCAACAAUGUCAUGUUCCAAUACGAUGACAAGGGCUGUCCUGUCAAUGUCGUCCUGCUAGACUUUCAGUUCUGCACUUGGACCUCGCCGGCUGCCGAUCUGCACUACUUCUGCAGCUCAUCCCUGAGGGAAGAUGCCAGAGAAAGGGAAACGCAGCUCGUGCAGCUUCACUAUUGUGCCUUGACAAAGAUCUUGGCAAAGUUCACACAUAAAUGUGUGCUGCCAAGCUUGCUCGAGUAUCAGCUGCAGUUCGAGCGCCGUCGAUUCAUGAGUUUUGUUAUUGCAAUCACACUUCAGCCCCUGAUGCUGUACGAGGGCACGGAGGAUGCUGAUUUUUCGUACCUCUAUCAGGAUACGCCGAAGGCGAGGCGCUUCCGGGACUCGAUGUUUGCUUCGGAAAAAGUGCAGAGAAUGGUGGAAAAGAUGUUGCCAGUGGCAGAUGCCAAGGGACUGUUGCAGCCACAGUAGAAAACUUCGCAUUUAAACAAUAGAAAGCUGCGAUGAAACAUAGUUGGAACGUAUCCUAUCCCAACUCAAAUAAAAUAUCCACUUAAAAGGUA
Messenger RNA from Drosophila guanche, 1344 nucleotides. RefSeq lists its product as uncharacterized. Bases 26 to 1252 code for a protein of 408 amino acids. NCBI's taxonomy places the organism in Eukaryota, Metazoa, Arthropoda, Insecta, Diptera, Drosophilidae. The transcript is spliced from 2 exons. The record is from RefSeq and is a predicted model, not a curated record.